Molecule: messenger RNA, 1175 nt
Organism: Gossypium arboreum
Lineage: Eukaryota; Viridiplantae; Streptophyta; Magnoliopsida; Malvales; Malvaceae
Product: EPIDERMAL PATTERNING FACTOR-like protein 2
Exons: 3
Coding region: 652-1038 (128 amino acids)
Biological process (GO): stomatal complex development; guard cell differentiation
Source: RefSeq, a predicted model, not a curated record
UACAGAAUACAUGAGCUCAUUGCAUGUGAUUAAACUAUCAUUUUUAAAGACAAAAGUAAGAUACGAGGAGAGAAGAUAUAUUUAGAUUAUGUUCUUCACUUUUUUCUGUUAUUUUUAUUUUCUCAAUGAAACAACAAAGAAGAAGAUAUGGCGUGAUGAGUUCAAAAUGCUCGGAAAGCAACCACCCAUCACAAGAAAUUCUCCAAUAAAAACAGAAAAUCUGUUUAAAUUUUUUAAGUAUCAAUAACGAAAGGGAAAUUACCCAAAUUUCCGACAGCUGUUAUUCCAUGUCUUCUUGUGGGAACUUGGUGGCGUUUCUGGUGUUCUUUGUUGCGUUCUUUUUCUUUCCUUGAAAAAUUCCAUUCUCCUCUAACAGGGUUAUGUUUUUACCUAUCUUCUAUUAGCUUGUCUGUGUUUGAAAAUCUUUGUUGGUCUAGGAGCUAAACAAGUCGGUAAAGGGCUCAAGAAACGAGGUUAAUAAUGUUCUUCUCCUUUCUGGAUUCCUUUUAUUCACUUUUAUAGUUCUAUUUCUGCAUAAAUGUAAUUAGUUUUCCUUCCACCUUCCAUCACUUCAACAGACUGAGUGCGAGACAACACUUACAUUAAGCUUUCAUUUCAUUUACUGAAACCACAAGUGUGCAGUUCAUCAAAAUGGUUUAUAGCCACGGUUUCGUACUUUGCCAAAGACAUCGCUACCUUUUCCUUAUUUUUCUCUUGAUUUUAAGCACAACCCAAGUUAGAUGCAAAGCUGAAGGUAUACCAAAUCCCAAAUCUGAUACCUUUUCCGAGAAAGUAAAUGAAGAAAAGAAAAUAUUGAGAGCUCAGAUAGGGUCAAGGCCGCCAAGGUGUGAGAGAAGAUGCAGUUCAUGCGCCCAUUGUGAAGCCAUUCAAGUGCCUACAAAUCCGCAAGUCAGAAAUGGGAACAAGAAUUUCUCAACGUUACUCUUUGGUUUUGCUUAUGCAAGAAGAGUCGAUAACUCCAACUACAAGCCCAUGAGUUGGAAAUGCAAAUGUGGGAACGUCAUAUUCAAUCCCUGAAAAUAAGUUUGACACAACAAAUUCUAGGUUCUUUAAUACCCAUUUUUCAACCUUGUAAAUCAAUGUAAGAGAAAUAUAUAGUAUUGUUCUCUUCCAUGUAAGAAUCAUAUGUUUGACGAUGCUACACCUUCUUACAA